AGGUGGGGGUAGAGGUAGAGGAGGUAGAGAAGGGGGAGGAGAAGCCGCCGGGUACGGAGGGCAGGAGGGACAGUUUGCUGGCUUGAUUGCUUGCUUGCUUGCUUGCCUGCCUGCUUGCCUGCCUGCACAUCUACAUAGGUAGCUAGCUAGCUAGCUAGCUGGCGCGUGCGUGCUUGCUUGCUUGCUUGCUUGCUUGCUUGCUUGCUUGCUUGCUGGCGAGGCUGGGCUGGAUUCCGCGGCUGGAUAGACGACUCUAGCGCGGGCUCUGGGAUGGAGUUGGGGGUUAUGGAGCAUGGUGUGCGUAUGGGUAUGGAGAUGCUGGCGGUGGGUUGGGGCGGAUGCGUCGUGCGAGACCUGUGGAUGGGGAGGUAUCUGGCGUCCUCUCUUUCAUUUGCACCCUUUCUCUCACACUUAGGGUCAUCUGCACACUCACGCACACACUCUCUUUGUCGGUGUUUGUGGGUUUGGGUGUGGAAGGGUGUGUGGAGGGUAUGGGUGGAGCUCUUCUAUUUCUCAGAAAGCAGUAUUGGCUGGGUAUCAAAUAGCAGCAGUGCUCUUGCGUUCAUGCACUUCGUACCUAUACAUGCCUCUUCUGCACUCUCUGGUCUACAGUACAGUACGGCACUGAAGACGAUACCUAGGAGGAACACGCCUAUCCCAUCACAACCACAACCAACAAACAGUGCUAGAGAAAAAACGAAACGCAAGCCGCUGAAUUACUUUAAUAAAAAAGUCGUGUAUAGUACAAAGUCGUAUCCGUCAUACUCAUUCCCUGCCUAAGUAAGCACGCAGGCAGGCAGACUACUGCUCUGCUC
Molecule: messenger RNA, 815 nt
Organism: Aplosporella prunicola CBS 121167
Lineage: Eukaryota; Fungi; Ascomycota; Dothideomycetes; Botryosphaeriales; Aplosporellaceae
Exons: 1
Coding region: 271-780 (169 amino acids)
Source: RefSeq, a predicted model, not a curated record